AUGGGCAGCCCGGCAGCCGAAGCCUUGGCCUCCUCCAAUGCCGUUGACCGGCCGGCCUUGGGACCAGGGCCAGCCAACUCCCGGUUGCCGCUGGACGCCCGUGUGAAGCGCUCUGAGCCUCACCAGUGGGCCCGAGGUCCAGCAACAAAAAAAACCCGGACAUCAUCCACAGCGUCCCGGCGCAAAACUGUUGCGGGAAGCGGUCUGUCGCCGCUCCGUUGGAUCCGUCCCCAAAGCUGCGUCCCAAAAUGA
Messenger RNA from Xyrichtys novacula (pearly razorfish), 252 nucleotides. Lineage: Eukaryota; Metazoa; Chordata; Actinopteri; Labriformes; Labridae. The record is from the annotation of a GenBank genome assembly.